UUUCCAACUUUGGAAUUUACAUUAACUUGGCAACAGCUGCUUAUUUCCCGCCUUCCAUUAGUUGAAUGUUGUUUUCGUUUCUUUGCAAUUAUUAUUUUAAAGUUUAUUUGGGUUAACUGAGGUAUUUAUUUAGCAUGCAUAUUAAGCAAAUCAUUAUACAGGGUUUUAGAAGCUACCGAGAACAAACUGUAGUUGAGCCUUUUAGUCCACGCCACAAUGUGAUUGUGGGCCGAAAUGGUUCUGGAAAGAGUAAUUUUUUUUAUGCCAUUCAGUUUGUUCUGAGUGAUGAAUUCUCUCAUCUGCGACCUGAGCAACGCCAGGGCUUGCUUCAUGAAGGUACUGGGCCCAGAGUGCUUAAUGCAUAUGUUGAAAUUAUUUUUGACAAUUCUGACAGUAGACUACCCAUCGACAAGGAUGAAGUAUCGCUUCGAAGAGUUAUUGGGUCCAAGAAGGAUCAAUACUUUCUGAAUAAAAAGAUGGUCACGCGAACUGAUGUGAUGAAUUUAUUGGAAAGUGCUGGUUUUUCAAGAAGCAAUCCUUAUUAUAUUGUGAAACAAGGAAAAAUUAAUCAAAUGGCAACUGCUCCAGAUUCUCAGCGGUUAAAAUUGCUUCGGGAAGUAGCAGGUACCAGAGUAUAUGAUGAAAGACGAGAGGAAAGUCGAAAUAUUUUAAAGGAAACAGUUGGAAAAACUGAAAAAAUUGAAGAUCUUCUGAAGUACAUUGAAGAGAGGCUAAAAACUCUAGAGGAGGAAAAAGAAGAACUUAAGGAAUAUCAAAAAUGGGACAAAAUGCGAAGGUCUUUAGAGUAUACGAUAUAUGAUCAUGAGUUGAAAGAUGCUAGAAAGAAGUUAGAAGAGCUUGAUACCAGAAGAGAAACUAGCAGUUCUGUGACGGAAAAACUACGUGAAGAAGCUCAGCAAGCUGCAGAUCAAAUAAAAAAAUUGAGUAAAGACUUGAGAGAUGUGAAAAGUAAGCUACAGUCUUAUAGAGAAGAAAAAGAGGCCCUCUCUCAAGAACAGUCAUCUUUAUUCAAGGAGAAGACACGAUUGGAGUUGACUAUCAAAGAUCUCAGAGACGAAGUAGAAGGAGAUGACAGUUCUCGAAAAAGAGCAGAAAGAGAAUUGGAAAGACUUAAGGAAACAAUAUCUGUGAAAUUAACCAACCUUGAAGAAAUAAGGCCACGUUAUGAGGCUCAAAAGAAAAGAGAAGAAGAAUGUACACGAGAAUUAAGUUUAAAAGAGCAGAAAAGGACAGAACUUUAUGCAAAGCAAGGGAGAGGAAGUCAAUUCACUUCUAAAGCUGAGAGAGAUAAGUGGAUCCAGAAAGAGUUGAAGUCACUACAAAAGGCUAUUAGAGAUAAAAAAGAACAGAUUGACCGAUUGCAAGAGGAUUUUACAAAGGACACUGAAAAGAGAAAAAUGCUAGAAAUAAAAAUAGAAGAACGAACAAAAGAAUUGGAGAACCACCGAGAAAGCAUAGACACGCAAAAUAAAAACUUUUAUGAGAUGAAGAAAAAGAAAGACACACUUCAGAGUGAAAGAAAUGAGCUUUGGAGACAAGAAAAUGCUAUGCAGCAAAAUUUGGCAACAUUAAAAGAAGAUCUAUCCAAAAAAGAUCAAGGGCUGAGGUCAAUGACUGGCAAAGCAACACUGAAUGGAAGAGACAGUGUUAAAAAAGUUCUUCAGUCAUUUAGAGAUAAAGGUGGAAGUUCUGAACAAAUUGCUAAUUCAUAUUAUGGAAUGUUAAUUGAAAAUUUUGAUUGUGAUAAAACUAUCUACACUGCUGUUGAAGUAACAUCUGGAAAUAAAUUAUUUUACCACAUUGUGGAGAAUGAUAAAAUUGGUACAAAAAUACUUCAGGAAAUGAAUCGUCAGCAGCUUCCUGGUGAAGUCACAUUUAUGCCAUUAAAUAGGCUGAUGUAUAAAGAUGUGCAAUAUCCAAAUACCAAUGAUGCUAUUCCUAUGAUAAGCAAGUUAACUUAUGAACCAAAGCAUGAAAGAGCGAUGAAAUACAUAUUUGGGAAAACCUUGAUUUGCCGAAGUUUGGAGGUAGCUACACAGAUUGCAAGAACUUCCAAUCUAGACUGCAUAACUUUGGAAGGUGACCAAGUGUCACAUAAAGGUGCUUUAACCGGUGGUUAUUUUGAUACAAGGAAAUCAAGAUUGGAUUUGCACAAAGGGCACAUGCAAGUUGUUACUGAAAUUAACGAACAGGAACGACAGUUGACUCAGCAUAGAAAAACUUUGACAAAUAUUGAAAAUGAAAUUAAUAAAAUAGUCAGUGACAUGCAGAAAGCUGAAACCAAAAACAGUAAAAAUAAGGAUGUGUUUGAUAAGUUAAAGGCUGACAUCCGUUUGAUGAAAGAAGAGGUUGCUGCUUUAGACAGAUCACAUCAGCCUAAGGAAAGGAGCUUAGCCAGUCUUGACUCAAGCUUGAAGUCAAUGCAAUCCACUGAACAGUCCUUACGUAGUGAGCUUCAGCAAGAUUUAUUAAAUCAGUUAUCGGUCACUGAUCAGCAAGAAGUGGAUCGACUGAAUGAUGACAUUCGAAAAUUGACUCAGGAAAACAAAGAAGCAUUCAGUGAAAGGAUGCGACUCGAAGCAGAAAAAAAUAAGCUGGAAAACUUAUUAAAUAACAACUUAUAUAGAAGAAAAGAAGAAUUAGAAGCUGCGCUUCAAGAAAUUUCUGUUGAAGAUAGGAGGAGGAAGUUGGAAAACAGCAAUGCUGAACUUGCCGCAAUCAGUAACAGGAUAAAUGAUGUAAAUAAAAAUGUUAAAGAGCUUGAGCUGAAGUUUGAAAAAUUCAAUUCUGAACAGAAAAGCACUCAGAAAGAAUUAGAACAUUGGAAAGCUCAAGAAAGGGAAUUUCAAGAGAGAAUCAACGAGGAUGCCAAAGAUUUAGAAAAAAUGACGAGCAAACAAUCACUUCUUUUAAAAAAGAAAGAGGAAUUUACUCGAAAAAUCAGGGAGCUUGGUUCAUUGCCAUCUGAUGCAUUUGAAAAAUAUCAAAAUUUGAGUUACAAACAACUUUAUAAGAAACUUGAGCAGUGCAAUCAUGAACUAAAAAAAUAUAGUCAUGUAAACAAAAAAGCAUUAGACCAGUUCAUCAGUUUUUCUGAACAGAAAGAAAAGCUUGUCAAUCGCAAGGCUGAGAUCGAUCGAGCUUACAAUGCCAUAAUGGAGUUAAUGGACCAUUUGGAAUUGAAGAAAUUUGAAGCUAUUCAGUUGACAUUUAAGCAAGUAUCUAAAUUUUUCAGCGAAGUAUUUAAGAAACUAGUUCCACAUGGCCAUGCAACUCUUGUCAUGAAAACAGAUGAAGAAACAGGAGGUCAAGCUCAUGCUACUUCAGUUGAACAGUUUAUAGGUGUUGGCAUUAGGGUAUCAUUUACUGGUAAAUCAGGUGAAAUGAAAGAAAUGCAACAACUGUCUGGUGGUCAAAAAUCUUUAGUAGCACUUGCCUUAAUAUUUGCAAUUCAGAAGUGUGAUCCAGCCCCAUUCUAUCUUUUUGAUGAAAUUGACCAAGCUCUCGAUUCUAUGCAUCGAAAAGGUGUUUCAGACAUGAUACAUGAAUUGUGCCAAGAUGCGCAAUUUAUCACUACUACUUUCCGACCAGAGCUUCUGGAAAAAGCUGACAAAUUUUAUGGAGUGAAAUUCAGAAAUAAGGUGAGUCAUAUAGAAGCUGUCACCCAAGAGGAAGCAAGAGAUUUUGUUGAGGAUGACACGCCUCACAGCUGAAAAUAUUUAAAAGGAAGAAGAGUUUUCAUAUCAUCACUUGUAUAUUUGUCACCUCCCAUUAUUUCACUUUACUGAAGAUAUAAAGAGUUUAAAAAGCUUGUUAUAUUUUAGAAUGAAUUCUAUUUCGCUUUUCUAAGAUUUAAGUUGAAACCAGGUGUUCAGAUAGCCAUGAAGUGUUACUUGUUUUAAAUUAUUUGAAAGUUUUAUGGAUUAUAUAUCAUUGUACAUAUGUCAUUUUCUCAAGUUGCUAUUACGAAGGUUUAUGCAUUGUCAGCAAUAUUUUUAAAUAACUCCAUUUGAUUAAAUUGUGUUGUUGAAAAGAAAAAAA
This is a messenger RNA of Parasteatoda tepidariorum (common house spider), 4062 nucleotides long. Its product is annotated as structural maintenance of chromosomes 3. Gene Ontology annotation, molecular function: protein binding; ATP binding; ATP hydrolysis activity. Gene Ontology annotation, biological process: chromosome organization. NCBI's taxonomy places the organism in Eukaryota, Metazoa, Arthropoda, Arachnida, Araneae, Theridiidae. The record is from RefSeq and is a predicted model, not a curated record. Gene Ontology annotation, cellular component: chromosome.